GCCCCCUAACGUACACACCGAAGAUAAAAGGAUCUUGUACCUUAUAAAUUCCUAUUAAAAUCGCACACCUAUAAUCUUGACUACGACAAGAUGGUCUAUCAUUUUCGCACAUGACACAUGUAUACUAAUGAGUUCACAUUAAGUCGAGAUAAUUUUGGGGUGCCAAAAACAAUGGAUGAAACUAUUCAAAUUACCUCCGAGGGAUCCAAAAUAAGGUAACUUUUUUCCCCUGGAAGAGCCCAGAGUAAAAAAAUACAAGAAAAACUACGAGUCAACCACUGAAACGUUGGUUGCCACCACCAUUCCACUAAGUCCGUUCCCAUGCCCAUUUCUCCCUGCAUAUUAUACAUACAAUCAACUACCCGCUGAUCUGAUGAAGUCGCCAUUCAAACAUCAAGAAGCAGCCUUGUUAUCUCAACUAAAAAAAUACAGAUUCAUUCUUGCUUGAUUUCAUGAUUGAUAGCUACAUAUCUUAGUUUCACACCAGGAAACCAAAAAAAAAAAAAGAUCCUUGACAUCCUUAUUAUAUAUAGCCUCUGCCUAAAACCAUCAUGCUCCUUCAGUUUCCUGGACAUGAAGCUGCAAUGGCAGCAUGUCUGGUCGUAGUCAACUAGCCAGCCACCAAAGAGAGAGCUAUCAUCCAUGGCCGCCGUGGCGGCGGCCGAGAAGGCGGUGAGGUGCCUCGGCCGCGGCUUCGACAUGGCCGGCGACCUGAGGCUCAAGUACUGCAAGGGCGGCGGCGCCGGCUGCCUGGUCGAGAGGCGCGGCGAGACGACGCCGCUCACCGUGCCGGGAGUCGGGGUGAUCGCCGACGUGCCGGCCGACGUGAGGUGCGACAAGGGCGACCGCGUCCGGUUCAAGUCCGACGUGCUCGAGUUCAACAAGAUGUCGGAGCUGUUCAACCAGAGGAGUUCGGUGGAAGGGAAGAUCCCGUCGGGGCAGUUCAACGCGUCAUUCGACCUGGACAGCGGGUCGUGGGCCCACGACGCGCCGCACACCAGGUGCCUCGCUAUGGACGGGUACUUCAUCUCCCUCUUUGACCUCCGUCUCGACCACCGCCACCUCGCCCUCGAUGCAGGUGUCCUCGCCGACGUGCCACCCGCCUGGGACCCCUCUGCCAUCGCAAGGUUAGUGGCUAGCUUAUUCAUCGAGAAGUAUGGGACGCAUGUGAUCGUGGGGCUGAGCAUGGGCGGCCAGGACGUCGUCUACGUGAAGCAGGAUAAGUCGUCUUCUCUGUCGCCGUCGGAGAUCAAGGAGCAUCUUGACAGGCUCGGCGAUCAGCUCUUCACCGGGACAUGCGCCAUGCCACCUCUGCACUGCAGGUCCAAGGACAAGUUCAAGAUACCGGAGGCCUUCAACGUGUUCGAUGCACAAGUAGCUCAGCAGAGGCUUCACGGGAUCACCACUCUUGUAUCAAGCAAGGAGGGUGUGACGGUGAUAUACUCCAAGAGGGGAGGGAACACGACGGUGAGCAGCCACUCGGAGUGGCUCCUGACCGUGCCGGCGAUGCCCGACGUGAUCAACGUCAAGCUCGUCCCCAUCACCUCCCUCAUCAGGGGCGUGCCUGGCACUGGCUUCCUCUCUCACGCCAUCAACCUCUACCUCAGAUAUAAGCCUCCUGUCGCUGACCUGAGGUACUUCCUGGAUUUCCAGCAUCACUGCGUGUGGGCCCCGGUGCUCGGCGAGCUGCCUCUGGGCCCUUGCUCACACCGGCAAGGCUCCAGCCCGGCGCUGCAUUUCAGCCUGCUGGGCUCCAAGCUCUAUGUCAGCUCAACUGAGGUGGUUGUUCCGAAGCUGCCGGUUACUGGCAUGAGGCUGCAUCUAGAGGGCAAGAAAAACAACCGGCUGGGCAUCCACCUGCAGCACCUGUCGACGACGCCGACGUUCGUCGCCGCCGCCAGGGCCGACAAGCCGCCGGUGUGGCGUGGCACGGAGGCGGUCACCGACGACCGGUACUACGAGCCGGUGCAGUGGCGGAUGCUGGCGCGCGUCUGCACCGCGCCGGUGAAGUACGACCCGCGGUGGUGCGCCGGCGACCGCCGCCGCCGCCCCGCCGCCUGCGUCGUCGCCGGCGCGCAGCUCCACGUCGUGGCGCACGACGCCGCCAACAACGUGCUCCACCUCAGGCUGCUCUACUCCCAGCUCCCCGGCUACGCCGUCGUGCAGUCCAAGUGGGCGCGCGGCGCGGCGCGGCCGCCGUCGGGGAGGUCGUCGAGUUUCCUGUCCAUACCCUUCUCGGGGUCGCCGUCGACAUCCAGUGGCGCCGCCGAGAAGGGAGGCCGGCCGGAGCAGGGCGCCUCGCCGGUGGGCGUCGCCAACGUCAACUCCGGCGUGUUCGCCGGCGGGCCGCCGGUGCCCGUCGGCGCGCAGAAGCUGCUCAAGUUCGUGGACACGUCGCAGGUGACCAUGGGACCGCAGGAUAGCCCCGGUUACUGGCUCGUCACCGGCGCAAGGCUGGACGUCGACAAGGGGAAGAUCAUGCUGCAUGUCAAGUUCUCACUGCUAGCCCAAGUUUCUUGACGACGAGUCGACGAGGGUGUCAAGAUGUUCAUGACCAUCCCGUGAUCCAGAGUUUGUACAGUUUUCAGCUGCCAAAUGCAGAUAUGCUAACAACUGAAAAAACAGAAUAUUCCAAAAAAAUUUGAUUUUUGAUUUUUUUUUUUUGGUUUGGACCCUGAAGAUGUUGCAACGAUCUGUAAAUGAAAAAAGAUAGUAGGAACCA
Oryza sativa Japonica Group (Japanese rice) is the source of this 2722-nucleotide messenger RNA. RefSeq names its product MACPF domain-containing protein At1g14780. The record is from RefSeq and is a predicted model, not a curated record. Gene Ontology annotation, biological process: regulation of salicylic acid mediated signaling pathway; plant-type hypersensitive response. Gene Ontology annotation, cellular component: plasma membrane. NCBI's taxonomy places the organism in Eukaryota, Viridiplantae, Streptophyta, Magnoliopsida, Poales, Poaceae.